AUGGCACUAGGGUGGGUGGCUGCAGUGAACGGCACUGAUGGCCGGGGCAGGCCGCAGCGUGGUGGUGCUGCUGGCGCUGGCGGCCGUGCUGGUGGUGCUGGUGGCAGGCGUGGCGGGCAAGGAGGCAACGUGAUUGGUGUGGUGGGCGCGCGGAUGAGUGGCGAGCAGAUGGUGGGGUCAGCAGGCAUGGCCAAUGCCACGGGCCGCCUGGAGCUGAAGCUUGUCAAGUCAGUGCCGCUCGACGCUCCUUCUCUCCUCUUUCCCUUUUGCACCGCCAUGGCUCUGCUUCUCCUUUCACUUGCUUAUGAUCCCUCCUCUCUCUGCUCUUGCAACUCGACGGCCACUGACAUGGACGUGCACUACUCGCUCUCCCUUGCGCACGUCUCCUCCCCCUCCCCUCCCACCGCCGCCUCCAUCCACGCAGGCCCCGCCGCCUCCGCAUCUGCCCUGCUGCUGGCCUUCCCCGCCUCCGCCUGGACCAACACCACCCGCCCCUUCCAUCGCGCCUCCAACGCCACCGCUGCUGCCCCCCCUGCGGCUGCACGCUUCAGCUACGGCGCCAGGGGCGUGUGGGCCAACGCGUCCUCCCUCCCUGCGGCUGCGGGCGGCUCUGUGGCUGCGGCUGUGAGCAGCAUCCUCGCUGCCCCCGCCUCCUUCCACGCUCUCAUUGCCACCUCCGCAUUCCCCCAGGGGGCUGUGCGCGGCCAGAUGGCCAACAUGACCCGUGGGGGGAAGUAG
Molecule: messenger RNA, 738 nt
Organism: Closterium sp. Naga37s-1
Lineage: Eukaryota; Viridiplantae; Streptophyta; Zygnematophyceae; Desmidiales; Closteriaceae
Source: the annotation of a GenBank genome assembly